This is a messenger RNA of Penicillium hordei, 2409 nucleotides long. RefSeq lists its product as uncharacterized. Lineage: Eukaryota; Fungi; Ascomycota; Eurotiomycetes; Eurotiales; Aspergillaceae. The transcript is spliced from 3 exons. The record is from RefSeq and is a predicted model, not a curated record. The coding region runs from base 1 to 2409 and encodes 802 amino acids.
AUGGUGGCAAUAUCGGAGCUGUUGCAGAGCUGUCUCAAUCAGUUUCUCUCAUUAAUCAACUCAGACACGCUCGCCGAUCAUACCGAGGUCCUACUGCAAGAAUGGAGGGACGAACUAGGCCGACUUCGCGUGUGGGCAUCAAAUAUCGGUGCCCAUCAGACCCGUCAAUCCUCGCUGGAUUACCGUCUUAGGGAUGCUUCGCAUAUCAAGAGUCAGGUAGUGAGGCUCUUAGAGCGGUUCCAGGAACUGCUCACUGACCUCGAGGAUGUGCUUGAAGAGAGCAGUGAUGACGAAGCCCAAGACCAUCAAUCUGAAGAUUUGGGAGAUUCAGAAAGCAAGAACUCCACCACCGAGAUUCAAGAAAUCCACCAAAGCCUCGUUGAGACGAUCGACCAACUCUACCAGAUGUCCAUGAUCAUCCGCAAACCCGCACAGCAUGAUCGACUGGUCGGAACCAAAAAAAUGGAUUCCGAGCCCUUCCAGUUGUGGGCUAAGCAGCAUACCUCCACCAGAUAUCCCAACGCAGAUGCGCUGGCUAUCAAUCGUAUCAGUUCCGCAAUGGCACGACAGAGGGCGAUCUUGAAAUAUCGUGAACGACAUCAUGCGAAAUUAAGUCAGGGCAUCGUUUCCGAGAGUGACGGUAAAUCGACCAUACUAUCAGAAACGGUGGUGACAGAUGUGUUUGAGGAGAUACCUGGCCAACUUAGCGACAUGACCUCCGAUGCUGGCGUAUCUGAAACUUCAUACGCAAGCACCCUUCUCGAGGGCACUGGUGCAGAUGCCCCCCAAAUACCACCCAUACCGAAAAAUGGCACAGAAAGGAGACCCUUUGAAUGUCCAUACUGCUUUUACAUUAUCACGGUUCGUGACAGGACCGCAUGGGCGCGCCAUAUUUUCCGCGAUCUGAUGCCGUACGUCUGCAUUCUCCCAGGAUGCUCGACACCCAACAAGCUCUACGGGGGCCGUCGACAAUGGCAUCAUCAUGUCCAGCAAACACAUGCUUCAGUGUCAAGUAUGGAUGGUACAUAUGACUGUUCUAUCUGCAAACAGGGCUCUCUUCCCACUGCCAAGUUUCAUCAACACGUGGGUAAACACUUGGAACAGCUUGCGCUCUUUUUGCUACCACGAACAGACGAAGAUAAAGAUGAAAACAAAGAAGGGACGGAUGAGAAUCUUAGCAGCCUAUCUUCGGACGACAAUUCAGUGGAGAGUGUCGAGCAGCGCGAUAAUAUGAACAAUGCAGCAACACCAGCUUCCGAUUCCAAUCCUAGUAAUCACAAUCCAUUAGGAGGGUCAAGCAAACAUUCCACAUCUUCAGUCGGAGCGAACCUGGGCGAGAGAGAGUCCCCGGGAGAUCUGGAAUCCAACGUGGAGGACGAAAUGCGCGCUUCAUCGUCCCCUUACAACCGCGAAUACGAACUCGCUAUGAGCCAGAAGCUCCAUGAGAAGAGCGACCCCCAGCAGUACAUAGACAUCUGGAAGAAGCAGCAGGAUACCGAGCGUCUAGAGCGUGAACCGGAGAAGCACUAUGACCCGACUUACCCGCCCGACUCCAGUGAGUCGCAGCUAGUAAUUGAAAAAUUGAAGUGGUCCGAAGAUGAGAUCAGUGGACAGAAGCGUGGGUCGGAGACCGGCCAGUAUCAGAAGAAGCUUGAAGAAGCGGAGGAAUAUGCCGCCGAACGUGCAUUCCGCACAGAGGAGUCGAUAGAGCUUGCCUGGCGUAAGGAACAAAAUAAGCUGCCUAAAAACAUUAAUCAGCAGAUUCAAUAUGAGGAUAAGGGAAAGGCGAGGGAGACCGAGGAGCAGAGGAAGGAGUGGCUUGAUAUAGAGGCUGCUGCUGCUGAGAAGUGGAAGCUCGAACAGGAGCAGAUCAAGCAGAGACAGGCGGAUGAGGUGAUCCGGAAGGCGAAGGAGCUCCGCGGUCACCUUCGCGACAUUGGCUAUUCCGAUGAGGAGAUUGAUGCUAUCAUCAAUAAGAAAAAGAAAGAGAAGCAGAAAGGCGAGGAGUUGAGUGAGCAACUGCGCACCUCAGGGUACAACGAGGAAGAAAUCGAGCAUAUGCUCCACGAUAAAACCAAGGAACAGGAGGAGAAGCACAAGGAACAUAAAGUGGAAGAGCCAAGGAUAACUUGGAUCAAAUGCCACCGCAAGCACCUGCUUCCCGAUACCUUGAUAGCCUACAAUCUUCCCUGGGACUGGGAUGAGCACGACUCCAACUACAUCAUCAUCAAGACAUGGGUUGGCGAAGACAUCCAAGAACAGCUCUUCGCCCACACCCGCCGCUUACGCGAGGGCAAGCUCAUCACCCAGACCUCCAGCUCACCACCGGAAUCGCCCACUGUAAAUAAGGAUCGUAAGUUUUUCGGACGGAAGAAGAGCCCUAGCGGUCGUCUAAGGAUAUUCAGCUAG